AUGACUGCACCUUUAAAUAAGCCUCAAUCAGCCUGCAGGAAUGAAGGCAGUUGUCCGUACCAACAUGACUACGCGGAUCACUCCACUAGUAAAGAAGAGCUCGGAUUGGACACAUUUACUCUCGGGGGAAUAUCUAUACCGAGAUUGGUAUUUGGAUGUGGAAGGAAGAAUCACUUCACAUUCGAACAACAGGCUUCUGGUAUUAUCGGGCUUGGAGGUGGUAAUUACUCAUUUGUUGGGAAGCUACGGAAAUCGAUAGGAGUUAACAAAAAUUUUUGCCUUUCAUCAAAUGUUACAUCAGGCUCGAGAAGCCGAAUAAACUUCGGUUCUAUCGUAGAAGUGUCGGGGUCAGGGGUGGUCACUACCCCGAUGAAUAUGAUCAAGGAUGGUAUGAACAUGGAUUAUUUCAUCACCUUGGAAGCGAGCAGUGUAGGCAGGAGACUAUUGGAAUCAGUCAAUGCAGACAAACAAGGAAAUAUCAUAAUCGACUCUGGCAGCACUUAUACUUUUUUGCCUAGAGAUAUUUACCAAGCCAUGGCGGACACCUUCCUUCGAGUCGAUGAAACGUUAUGCCUUACCAUAUUGCCUCAUAAUGAAGUGUACAUAUUUGGCAACAAAGCUCAAUCUGACCUAGAGCUAGCAUCUGAGUUCUUUAAUCUUUGCUACAUUGACAACAAUAUAAGUAUUCCACCGAUCAUUGCACAUUUUGCGAGUGGUGCUAAUGUGGCAUUGUUGUCAACAGACACCUUCCUUCGAGUCGAUGAUAAGUUAUUCCUUACCAUAUUUCCUCAUAAUGAAGUGUACAUAUUUGGCAACAAAGCUCAAUCUGACCUAGAGCUAGCAUCGUGCCUAAAUUGCAGUAUUCGACUCGACAAGUCGUGUUAG
Messenger RNA from Impatiens glandulifera, 885 nucleotides. RefSeq names its product aspartic proteinase CDR1-like. The record is from RefSeq and is a predicted model, not a curated record. Gene Ontology annotation, molecular function: aspartic-type endopeptidase activity. Bases 1 to 885 code for a protein of 294 amino acids. Gene Ontology annotation, biological process: proteolysis. Gene Ontology annotation, cellular component: extracellular region. NCBI's taxonomy places the organism in Eukaryota, Viridiplantae, Streptophyta, Magnoliopsida, Ericales, Balsaminaceae. The transcript has 3 exons.